Indicator indicator is the source of this 1215-nucleotide messenger RNA. It is a transcript of the gene FOXD3, whose product is annotated as forkhead box D3. The record is from RefSeq and is a predicted model, not a curated record. Gene Ontology annotation, biological process: cell differentiation; regulation of transcription by RNA polymerase II; anatomical structure morphogenesis. Bases 1 to 1215 code for a protein of 404 amino acids. Gene Ontology annotation, molecular function: RNA polymerase II cis-regulatory region sequence-specific DNA binding; DNA-binding transcription factor activity, RNA polymerase II-specific. The transcript has a single exon. NCBI's taxonomy places the organism in Eukaryota, Metazoa, Chordata, Aves, Piciformes, Indicatoridae.
AUGACCCUGUCGGGAGGCGGCAGCGCCAGCGACAUGUCCGGACCCACCGUCCCGGCGGCCGAGGAUGUGGAUAUCGACGUGGUGGGCGAAGGCGACGACGGGCUGGGCAAGGACAGCGACGGCGAGGCCAGCAGCCCCGCCGCCCUCCCGCGCUUGCCGCUGGACGAGGCGGCGGAGCUGGGGCUGUCCGCGGAGGCGGGAGCGGGCACGGAGAGCGGCAGCAGCGGCAGCGGCAGCCCGGCCGAGGCGGGCCCCGGCGGCGCGGUCGAGGGCGGCAAGGGGAGCGGCGAGGAAGGGGCGAGCGGCGGCGGCGGGGCGGCGGCGGGACAGAGCAAGCCCAAGAGCAGCUUGGUGAAGCCGCCCUACUCCUACAUUGCCCUCAUUACCAUGGCCAUUCUGCAAAGCCCACAGAAGAAGCUGACGCUCAGCGGCAUCUGCGAGUUCAUCAGCAAUCGCUUCCCUUACUACCGGGAGAAGUUCCCCGCCUGGCAGAACAGCAUUCGCCACAACCUCUCCCUCAACGACUGCUUCGUCAAAAUUCCUCGGGAGCCCGGUAACCCCGGCAAGGGUAACUACUGGACGCUGGACCCGCAGUCCGAGGACAUGUUCGACAACGGCAGCUUCCUCCGACGGAGGAAGCGCUUCAAGCGGCACCAGCAGGAGCACCUGCGGGACCAGACGGCGCUGAUGAUGCAGGGUUUCGGUGCCUACGGCCUCGCCGGCCCCUACGGCCGCCCCUACGGGCUGCACCCCGGCGCCUACACGCACCCCGCGGCGGCCGCGGCCGCACUGCAGUACCCCUACAUCCCCCCGGUGGGGCCCAUGCUGCCGCCAGCCGUGCCGCUCCUGCCGUCCAGCGAGCUCAGCCGCAAAGCCUUCAACUCCCAGCUCAGCCCCAGCCUGCAGCUGCAGCUCAACAGCCUAGGAGCCGCCGGCUCCAUCGUGAAGUCGGAGCCCAGCAGUCGCCCUUCUUUCAGCAUCGAAAACAUCAUCGGCGUCCCGGCCGCCAGCUCGGCUGCCAGCGCCCAGACUUUUCUGCGACCUCCUGUCACCGUGCAGUCGGCCCUGAUGGCCCACCAGCCGCUGGCGCUGGCCAGGACCACCGCCGCCAUCGCCCCCAUCCUCAGCGUGCCUACCAACAUCAUCGCCGGGCAGUUCCUGCAGCCUGCAGCCCCCGCCGCAGCCGCCGUGCAGGCCAAGUGGCCGGCGCAGUAG